Messenger RNA from Cervus elaphus (red deer), 7219 nucleotides. It is a transcript of the gene MCF2L, whose product is annotated as MCF.2 cell line derived transforming sequence like. Gene Ontology annotation, biological process: positive regulation of Rho protein signal transduction; intracellular signal transduction. Lineage: Eukaryota; Metazoa; Chordata; Mammalia; Artiodactyla; Cervidae. The transcript is spliced from 32 exons. The coding region runs from base 1967 to 5725 and encodes 1252 amino acids. Gene Ontology annotation, cellular component: extrinsic component of membrane; cytoplasm. The record is from RefSeq and is a predicted model, not a curated record. Gene Ontology annotation, molecular function: protein binding; guanyl-nucleotide exchange factor activity.
AGACCUGUUUCUCCACGGAUGGCUUUAUUCCGGGUUACAGAAGCCUCCGAGUGUUGGAGCCGUAGCGAGGUUACCCCCAUCGUCCAGCCCCAGAGCUUCCUUUGUUCGAAGGAAGACGUGUCCCUGGAAGUGACAGGAAGUGUUGCCCCUCAAGACCCCUGCUAGACGCGGAGCAGUUUAGGAGGGGCUGGCUGCCCGGCAGCCUUGGGAGCCGCUGCCAGGUGGGACCCAGGCUGUGGCCGAGAGUGGAGCCAGGGACGAGCUGAGAUGGGCGGGGAGGAGGGCCAUCGGGGUGGCCCCUGCGGACCUCGGUGCCUGCCGGGCAGCCAGGAGCAUGGGCCUCCUGCCCGUGCAGUGGGGGCGCCUGCUCGAGGGAAGGCCCAGGAGGGAUGAGGCGGGAGGGGGUGCUCGCCCGUGCCCUGCAGGGCCGGGGCCCCUCAGGUCGCUCCCCUGUGUUCUGGCCUCCCGGGAACCCGCCGGCCCCACGGGGGAAGCCUACUAUGUGCACGUGCCCGAGAAGAUGAGGGGCAGGCGGUCUGCAAUGCUCCCAGCGUGGUCCACAGGCUCAGAUGGCACUGCUCCCAGCCCACUGCACCCUGGAAGGACUGACCCUUCAGUCCCCCAGCAUCUCACUUGGCAUCAGGCCGGCACCGAGUGACCCUCCGCUCCCCUGGCGUGAGUAGCUUGCCUGUAUUACUGCCAAAAGCCUUAACUUGCUCCCACUUAUUGAUAGGCAUUUCCUGGUAAUUUGAGGCCACGUUGUAUGACAUACACCCCUGGGCCCAGCAGCAUCAUUCUGGUUCUCAAGCGGCCUUCAGCGUCCCCGGCCGCUCGCACGGGAGGGUGGCCAGCAUCCUGCGUGAAGCCCUGGCUCCCGGGUGUCUCUGAUGUUUCACUGGGUCUUGGGGAGGAAGUGCCCACCGGCUGCUGGGGAAGUCCUGCAGAAUCUCAGAUGCUCGGGAUUCGAGGCUAUGAGCGUGCAGGACAGAAACCCACUGGUUGUGACUGAGGUUCCACGCAGAGCUGACUUUGGGGAAGAGUUUAGUUAGCAGCACCUUUAAAACACAGUCAGGUAUUUAGGAGACAGUGAGUUAACCCCAGCGGCUUGGCAGGAUGCCUGUGUCCCGUCACAAACUGUCUGCGGUGGGUGCGCGUCCUGACUCACCGGCCCGACCCCUGGAGUUCAGGGUUCUUUGGGGCAACGUCACACACACGGGGAGGGACACGGCUCAGGGUCGUGCUCACCGUGGGUCCCAGAGCCCGUGGGGGCUGCUCCCGUGGGCUGCGGGGACCAUUUCCACACAGCUGCCCCAAGGCCCUGCACCCUGGUCUCGGGGUGGCCUGCAUCCCAGACUUGCCACAUCAAAUGCACCAUCUGUUUCCUCGGAUCGUGAGCCGGGCCAGCCUCUCGGGAAGCCAGUGAGAAGAUGCAAGCGUGGAUGGCGUCUGCUCCAGCUCGGGGUCGGUCAUGUUGGGAACGCCCAUGCGAGGAGGUGAACCAAGGCCCCAGGAAGGGAGGCCCAGCUGCUCCCGGGGUGCCUGGUGCAGCUUGCGCCCCGGGACAGUUCAGGGCUACCCCAAGGCCUCGUCGAGGGGCAGGCUCGGAGCCGCUCUGUGGAAAGUGUCGCCGGCCAAACAAAGCCGCGAUCGGUUUCCUCUCUGCAAGCUGCAGUGCUGUGCGGCGGAACUGCCGGUUUAUUUCCAGAGCCCGGCCGUAUCCCCUGAGGCCCUCCCGCUCCUGCUGUUUGGACUCGAGGCUUCCUGAGCUUGGAAGGGUUUUGACUCCGCGCCCCCGAGGCCCAGAGCUCCGCACACAAGCCCACCCCCGAGGAAGGAGGAAGGAAACGCCCAGGACUUGAAGUGGACAGCCUCGCCCGCCUCGGGAGCCCCUCUCAGACCGGCAGGCGUGUCCUCUGUGCUCCUCCACGGCCUGUCAGUGCCCGGCGUUCUGGGGUCUGCAGCCUGGAUGCGCGCGUCGCCCCGAGGUCUCCCAGGGCCGUGUGUCCGGCUCAGCGCGUCCCGGGGUCAGCCCGGCUCUCGAGCGUCCCCCGCGGAGCCCUGCAGGACAGCCCUCGGGGGAUCCGGGGCUGAAGACCGGGAGCCACCGCCGCCUCCUCCUCGGUGGGGAGACUUCGGGACCAUGGCCGAGAGAGGAGCGUCCCGCGGAGCCCGGGGGACCCCCCGGCGCUGGCUCCGCCUGCCACCCCUGCUGCAGCGCUGGAGGCGUCGCUGGGCGGCCUCGAGGCACCGGCAGCCUGAUGAGAUCAUGCACCACGACAUCAGCCCGCUCUGCGCCGCCGACAUCCGGGACCAGCUGCAGAAGCGCUUCGCUUACCUCUCGGGCGGGCGGGGCCAGGACGGCAGCCCAGUCAUCACCUUUCCCGACUACCCGGCCUUUGGCGACGUCCCGGACCAGGACUUUCAGAAUGUCAUGACCUACCUCACCAGCAUCCCCAGCCUGCAGGACACUGGCAUCGGGUUCAUCCUGGUCAUAGACCGCAGGCAGGACAGAUGGACCUCAGUCAAGGCGUCCAUCCUGAGAAUAGCGGCGUCCUUCCCCGCGAACCUGCAGCUGGUCCUCGUCCUGCGGCCCGCCGGGUUCUUCCAGAGGACGCUCUCCGAGCUCGCCUUCAGGUUCAACAGAGAUGACUUCAAAAUGAAGGUGCCGGUCAUAAUGCUGAGCUCCGUCCCAGAACUACACGGCUACAUCGACAAGUCCCAGCUGACGGAGGACCUGGGCGGGACGCUGGCCUACUGCCACUCCAGGUGGCUCUGCCAUCGCACCGCCAUCGAGAGCUUCGCCCUCCUGGUCAAGCAGACGGCGCAGAUGCUGCAGGCCUUUGGGACGGAGCUGGCCGAGACGGAGCUGCCCAAUGACGUGCAGUCCACGAGCUCCGUGCUCCUUACCCACACUGAGAAGAAGGACAGAGCCAAGGAGGACAUGAGGCUGGCGCUGGUUGAGGGGCGGCGCGUCCUGGAGAGCAUCCGGGAGCCGCUGGGCCGGGGCCCGGAGCAGAGCCCCAACCAGGACCAGCUGGACAGCCAGAGCACCGUGCAGAGGCUCCUGGCCCAGCUGAACGAGACCGAGGCCGCCUUUGACGAGUUUUGGGCAAAACAUCAGCAAAAACUAGAGCAGUGCCUGCAGCUCCGGCAUUUCGAGCAGGACUUCCGGGAGGUCAAAGCCGCCCUGGACGUGCUGGCCCAGAAGGUCACGACCUUCACUGAUGUGGGCAACAGCCUGGCGCAUGUGCAGCACCUCCUGAAGGACCUGGCCAGCUUCGAGGAGAAGUCCAGUGCCGCUGUGCAGCGGGCCCGCGCGCUGUCCCAAGAGGGCGAGCGGCUCAUCGGCCACAAGCACUACGCCGUGGACUCCAUCCGCCCCAAGUGCCAUGAGCUCCGCCACCUGUGCGACCAGUUCGCGGCCGACCUGGAGCGGAGGAGGGGGCUGCUGGGCAAGUCGCUGGAGCUGCACAGCCUCCUGGAGGCGUCCAUGAAGUGGUGUGAUGAGGGCAUCUACCUGCUAGCAUCACAGCCCGUGGACAAGUGCCAGUCCCAGGAUGGUGCAGAGGCCGCCCUCCAGGAGCUUGAGAGGUUUCUGGAGACGGGGGCAGAAAGUAAGAUCCAGGAGCUCAGCAAGAUCUUCCAGGACUACGAGCCCAUCCUCACCAAAGACCUGCUGGAGCAUGUGCAGAGAGUCUUCCAGAAGCAGGAGAGCGUGGAGGAGAUGUUCCACCGCAGGCAGGCCAGCCUCAAGAAGCUGGCAGCCAAGCAGACACGGCCCGUGCAGCCCGUGGCCCCGCGGCCGGAGGCGCUCACCAAGUCGCCCUGCCCCUCCCCAGGCAUCCGGAGGGGUUCUGAGAACCACAGUUCCGAGAGCAGUGCGCUCCGGAGGGGGCCCUACAGGAGGGCCAAGAGUGAGGUGAGCGAGGGCCGGCAGGGCCGCGGCAGCUCCACGGGGGACGAGGAGAGCCUGGCCGUCCUGCGGAGGCACGUGAUGAAGGAGCUUCUGGACACAGAGCGGGUCUACGUGGAGGAGCUGCUGUGCGUCCUGGAGGGCUACGCUGCAGAGAUGGACAACCCUUUAAUGACUCAUCUAAUCUCGACUGGCCUUCAGAACAAGAAGGAUAUCCUGUUUGGAAACAUGGAAGAAAUUUACCACUUUCAUAACAGGAUAUUCCUGAGGGAGCUGGAGAACUACACAGACUGCCCGGAGCUGGUCGGCAGGUGCUUUCUGGAGCGGAUGGAGGAGUUCCAGAUCUACGAGAAGUACUGUCAGAACAAGCCGCGCUCUGAGAGCCUGUGGAGACAGUGCUCCGACUGCCCCUUCUUCCAGGAGUGCCAGAAGAAGCUGGACCACAAGCUGAGCCUGGACUCCUACCUGCUGAAGCCAGUCCAGAGGAUCACCAAGUACCAGCUGCUGCUCAAGGAGAUGCUGAAAUACAGCAAGAGCUGUGAGGGCGCCGAGGACUUGCAGGAGGCCCUGAGCUCCAUCCUGGGCAUCCUCAAGGCUGUGAAUGACUCCAUGCACCUGAUCGCCAUCACUGGCUACGAGGGGAACCUGAGCGACCUGGGGAGGCUGCUCAUGCAGGGCUCCUUCAGCGUGUGGACCGACCACAAGCGGGGCCACGCCAAGGUGAAGGACCUGGCCCGCUUCAAGCCCAUGCAGCGCCACCUGUUCCUGCACGAGAAGGCCGUGCUGUUCUGCAAGCGGCGGGAGGAGAACGGUGAGGGCUACGAGAAGGCGCCCUCCUACAGCUACAAGCAGUCCCUGAACAUGACGGCCGUCGGCAUCACGGAGAACGUGAAGGGUGAUGCGAAGAAGUUCGAGAUCUGGUACAACGCCAGGGAGGAGGUGUACAUCAUCCAGGCACCCACUCCUGAAAUCAAGGCGGCCUGGGUGAGUGAGAUCCGGAAGGUGCUGACCAGCCAGCUGCAGGCGUGCAGAGAGGCCAGCCAGCACCGCGCCCUCGAGCAGUCCCAGAGCCUGCCCCUGCCCGCGCCGGCCAGCACCAGUCCCUCAAAAGGGAGCACAAGAAACAUCAAAAAGUUAGAAGAAAGAAAAAUGGACCCGCUGAGCCUGGAGGGAUACGGGGGGUCGAUGCCACUGCCGAGGGCCCCCGAGAAGGGCAAAGAUGACGUGGUCACUAGCUCUACCUCAGAAAGCUCUGCCCUUUCCAAAAAGCGCUUCACCCUGCAGAGCUUUGCUGCCCUCAAAGCCCAGAAAGCGUCUCCCACCAGUCCCGACAAAAAAGCUAAGCGACACCAAGUAAAGAGCGACCCCACGCCUUUUGGGUUACGAGGCUGGAGCAAGACGUCCCACCCGUCAGAGACGCCCGAGGACAACGACGGCUGGUCAAGCACCGAGGAACCAGUCAACUCCUCAGAUGCAGAGGAGGAGGGCAGAGUGGGCCCCGGGAAGCUGGUCCCCGGGAGGUACACCGUCGCCAGGCUGGACGAGAAAGGCGUCCCCGACGCGCUGGCCCUGAGAAGCGGGGAUGAGGUGGAGCUGGUGCAGGAGGGAGAUGAGGGCCUCUGGUGCGUGCGGAACCUGAGCUCCGGCACCGAGGGCUGGGUGCCUGCCCACAACCUGUCCGCGCUCCUCUGCCAGGGCGGCCCCACGGGGUGUCUGAGCAGCCCAGAGUCCAGCGCGGGGUCCGCGGUGCUGAGCCCCUCGUCCAGCUGCAGUGAGAGCUGCACGGCCGCCGUCGCCGACCUGCGUGGGUAGCGCCACGGCCACCCUGCCCGCCGCGCGGGAGCUGGCCUCUGCUGGGGCCGCCUGCCCACGGAGCCGCGCCCGGAACCCAGCGCCGCCGCGGCCCCCGAGGGCAGGGCGCCUUCCUGGGCGCGGGGCGGAGCGCGGCGCCCGAUCCCCUGGGAAGGGGCGGACCGGCCGAGCUGACGGACAGACCUCCGGGGAAGGACCCCGCCGCCCCUCGGCCUCUACCGCAGCCGCUGCCUCGGGUUUCCGGCGCCUCUGGUGCGGCGCUGACGGCAGGAGCACGCAUCCCGCGACGCUGCGUCCAGGAGAAGCGGCCGACGGCUGGGGAUGAGCGUGGGGAUAGUUUGUCUUAUACACAUUUUUUUUUAAGCAGGGAUUAAUCCUACGGCCCUUUUUUUGUGGUACUUUGGCCUCUGAUCUUUACCAGGAAUCACUGUGUUUACAUGAAAUGGCAAUUUGAUACUGUAUUUGAUAUAAAACUAUUUUUUGUUACCGGGGUUUACAUGGCACUGGGUGACGGGGGGCAUGCUCUCGGGGAACUUGGCAGCACUCUCUGAGGCCACCUGGUCCCAGGUGCAGGGGAGGGGGUCCCCCGGGAGGAUCAGGCAGAGUUUCUACAGACCUGCGGUGAGAAACCAAGGAAAUCCCUUCAUCUGUAUAGGUUAAUUUCCAAAAGAACAUGUAAACUAUAAUUUAAGAGGUUAACCUUUUCUACAGAAAAAUGAGGGGACUCCUGAUUUUUUAACACUCUUCACUGGUUUAGGGUAUUUUUAUUGUUUUUACAUGUAAAGAUGCAGUCUCGCAGGUGUCACCUGAGCUGACACCAGCCCGGGUGCCCGGGGAAGCCCUGAGUGGGACCGCCCCCGCCCCGUGGCCCGUGUGCAAGCGCGUGAGCGCGGGAGCUGAGUGUAUGUUAUUCUACUCAAGGCAGAACUGGAAGGAAAACUCUUCCGUCUCACUGUUUCUCUGUGUUUCAGAAACAAAUCCUGUUGUCUGGAAGUGCUUCUCUGUGUCUGGUUGGGGCAGAUAUUUCUGUGUGUGUGUGUGUGUGUGUGUGUGUGUCGACGUGUGGGUGCGUAUGCGCCCGGCGCGGGCGGUGUAUCUGUAGCCUCCAAGCUGCUGGCAAUGUGUCAGGUCGCAGCCCCCGAGCCCGAGGCCGCUGCAGUCCCGCCGCGGCCCCCCAUUGGCGGGCGGGUCAGGCCUCUCUGAACCGUGUAGUAGACGGAGGGCAAGCUCCGCAGCUCUUCUCCAGAAGUGUGUAAGUUAUUUGGAAAACGAUGAGUCACAUAAUUUACUUAAUAUAUUGACUGUUCAGACAUCGUUCCUGCUGUCUCAGCCUGGGAUUGGCCCCGUUUCUGUCACCUCUUCCUCAUAAAGGCACUUUAAAACCUCAUGUUUCAGUCACAUUUGUUUUUUUAACCUUCUGAUGUAAAUGAAAUUUAAAAGUCAGAAUUCUUUAUUGUACGGAUGGAGUUUGAAUAAAUAUUGGCAACUCUUGCA